AUGUCAGUCAGCGGAAACCGCCGCAUCGCCAUUGUUGGCGUGGGCUCAGCCAUGUCCAAAUCACUCGCUACAUGGCUCGCCACACUGGGAUGGAACAUAGCAUUGAUCUCCCGGUCCGAACAGAAUCUGUCAAAAAUCGCCCAAGAUGUCAUUCGCGUCCAGAAAAACAGUCAAAGCAAAGUGGUUUAUCGAGCCGCAGAUGCCAGUGAACCAGACAGCCUAAAAGCAGCCUUGGACUGGUCUGUCCAGGAGCUCGGUGGCAAAUUGGACGUGCUCAACUAUAACGCCGCCCGUGUUGCUGCUUCAGACAUUACAACUGUCACGCCUGAAGAAUUGGAGAUGGAUUUUCGGGUUUCAGCUAUCGGGACGUUGGUUGCCGGGCAGUGGUUUCAGGAGAAUGCGAGUGUUGAUCGUGUGGAAGGAGAAAAACCGCUGUUUCUUGUUACUGGGGGUGUUCUCGACAAACAUCCAAUUCCUCCAGUCGCAUCUCUUUCCACGGCAAAGGCGGCUUCUCAGACCGUGAGCAGAUUGUUUGCGCAGGUUCUUCCUGAACAGGCCGGUAUUCUGGUCGGUAUGCCGUUGGUGAGUGGGGUGAUUACGGAUCUGGAGACUGGCGAGUUUAACCCGGACUUUCAUCCGGAUGAUAUUAUCCAGAAUAUUUUCAGGCCAUUUUUUGAAGAUCGGGAGAGGAUGACGGAUGGGCUUGAGUGGACUGUGGAGAGGGUCAUGUGA
Molecule: messenger RNA, 732 nt
Organism: Aspergillus wentii DTO 134E9
Lineage: Eukaryota; Fungi; Ascomycota; Eurotiomycetes; Eurotiales; Aspergillaceae
Exons: 1
Coding region: 1-732 (243 amino acids)
Source: RefSeq, a predicted model, not a curated record